Penicillium coprophilum is the source of this 630-nucleotide messenger RNA. RefSeq lists its product as uncharacterized. Gene Ontology annotation, biological process: D-xylose metabolic process. Gene Ontology annotation, molecular function: UDP-glucuronate decarboxylase activity; NAD+ binding. The coding region runs from base 1 to 630 and encodes 209 amino acids. The record is from RefSeq and is a predicted model, not a curated record. The transcript has a single exon. Lineage: Eukaryota; Fungi; Ascomycota; Eurotiomycetes; Eurotiales; Aspergillaceae. Gene Ontology annotation, cellular component: cytoplasm.
AUGCGCCUAACCAAGGGGGCUCCCAUGAGAACAGAAGUCUACGGUGACCCCACAGUCCACCCCCAGCCCGAGAGCUAUUGGGGCAAUGUGAACUCAUUCGGCCCACGAGCCUGCUACGACGAAGGGAAACGUGUCGCCGAAGCCCUCUGUUACGCCUACCGAGAGCAACACAACGUCGAUAUUCGCAUCGCGCGGAUAUUUAACACGUACGGCCCGCGUAUGAGGGCGAGCGACGGCCGCGUCGUUGCAAGCUUCAUCACAUCUGCAUUGGCCGGCGAAGAUCUAACUCUUACCGGCGACGGCACGGCAACCCGCUCGUUUCAAUAUGUUACCGACUGUACGCAUGGCCUGUAUUCUCUGAUGCAAAGCGAUUAUAGCAAAGGCCCAGUGAAUAUCGGUAAUGAUGGGGAAGUCACUAUUCAGGAACUAGCUGAAAGCGUCAUCGGGCUUGUUUCACGGAUGACUGGCCGGCCACCCGUCUCUGUUGCGUAUCUGCCAGCAUUGGUAGAUGAUCCCACAGUCCGUCGGCCGGAUAUCACGUUGGCAAAAGAAGUGUUACGAUGGGCACCGGUUGUGCAGAUGGAAGAGGGAUUGCGGAGAACAAUUGAGUGGCAUAUCAAUGAGGGGUAG